CCAAUCCUAUUAGAACUCAGCAUCCCGGCUCCUCUGAGCAGAUCCUGGAAGUGAUUUCUGCAAUUCAGGAUUUUUUUUUUAAAGCUAAACAGAAAAUAUUGGUUUAUUUUUUGUUCAUUUUUUUCCUUUGUAUUUUUUUUUUUUUCUGUAAAAAGAAGGAGGAUUUUUCACUUACUCAUACAGAGGCCAGUUUUUUUUAAAAGCCAACUAAGGUAGCAUCGACUGUGCAGGAUUUCAAGCCUCUGCCUCAGCUGAAAAAGAAGGGGGUAGGGAAGGGAAGAUAACAGGAGAGAACCUGGAAGAAGAUAAGCAUCAUCUUAUUUUGCUAUGUGGUAGGAACUGCCUCUGAGAAAACAUAGCAUAGAAUUAUUUAUCUUGAACACUUGGUGCUUAAAGGAUAGGUAUUUUUCUGUCUUUUUUUUUUUAAAACCCUCACCUGCCCCUUUUCUUGAGAGCUUUGUUGCAGAGCUUCGGAUUUGGGGGUUUUUGUUGAGGAGGGUUUUUAUUUAUUUAUUUUUUUGGUGUGUGUGUGUGUGUGUGUGUGUGUGUAUUGUGGUCCCAGCUGAGUCAUCAUGUCUGCUCUGACGCCUCCAACCGACAUGCCAACCCCCACCACUGACAAGAUCACACAGGCUGCCAUGGAGACCAUCUACCUUUGCAAAUUCCGAGUGUCUAUGGAUGGAGAAUGGCUCUGCCUGCGAGAGCUGGAUGACAUCUCACUUACACCUGACCCAGAGCCUACCCAUGAAGAUCCUAAUUAUCUCAUGGCUAACGAACGCAUGAACCUGAUGAACAUGGCCAAGCUGAGUAUCAAGGGCUUGAUCGAAUCUGCUCUGAACCUGGGGAGAACUCUGGAUUCUGACUACGCACCUCUGCAGCAGUUCUUUGUGGUGAUGGAGCACUGCCUGAAACACGGCUUGAAAGCUAAGAAAACUUUUCUUGGACAAAAUAAAUCCUUCUGGGGGCCUCUAGAACUGGUAGAAAAGCUUGUUCCAGAAGCUGCAGAGAUAACAGCAAGUGUUAAAGAUCUUCCAGGACUUAAAACACCUGUAGGCAGAGGAAGAGCCUGGCUUCGUCUGGCACUAAUGCAAAAGAAACUUUCAGAAUACAUGAAAGCUUUGAUCAAUAAGAAGGAACUUCUCAGUGAAUUCUAUGAACCCAAUGCCCUCAUGAUGGAAGAAGAAGGAGCUAUAAUUGCUGGUCUAUUGGUGGGCCUGAAUGUCAUUGAUGCCAAUUUCUGUAUGAAGGGAGAAGAUUUGGACUCUCAGGUUGGAGUUAUAGAUUUUUCAAUGUAUCUCAAGGAUGGGAACAGCAGUAAAGGUAGUGAAGGAGAUGGCCAGAUUACUGCAAUUCUGGAUCAGAAGAACUAUGUAGAAGAACUCAACAGACACCUGAAUGCUACUGUAAAUAACCUUCAGGCAAAAGUGGAUGCAUUAGAAAAAUCCAACACUAAACUGACAGAGGAGCUUGCAGUUGCGAACAACAGAAUUAUCACCUUGCAAGAAGAAAUGGAACGAGUUAAAGAGGAAAGCUCCUACAUAUUGGAAUCUAAUCGGAAGGGUCCUAAGCCAGACCGGACUUCAGAAGGGCAAGCACUGAGUGAAGCCAGGAAGCACUUAAAGGAAGAGACCCAACUACGACUGGAUGUUGAAAAAGAACUGGAAAUCCAGAUCAGCAUGAGACAGGAGAUGGAAUUGGCUAUGAAGAUGCUGGAGAAGGACGUCUGUGAGAAGCAGGACGCCCUGGUGUCUCUGCGGCAGCAGCUGGACGAUCUUAGGGCUCUUAAGCAUGAACUUGCCUUCAAGCUGCAGAGUUCGGACUUGGGAGUAAAACAGAAAAGUGAACUGAACAGUCGCUUAGAAGAGAAGACUAAUCAGAUGGCUGCUACCAUUAAACAACUGGAACAAAGAUUGCGCCAGGCUGAGCGAGGCCGCCAGUCUGCUGAACUGGACAACCGGCUCUUCAAGCAGGACUUCGGAGACAAGAUCAACAGUCUGCAGCUGGAAGUGGAGGCGCUCACCAGGCAGCGGAAUCAUCUUGAGUUAGAGCUAAAACAGGAAAGAGAAAGGAGGUUACAAAACAGCAGGAGCAUCCCAGGAAAGGGAUCCCAGAAGCCAGAACCCAAAAUGGAUGGGAAGCACAAAAUCCAAGAAGAAAAUGUUAAACUAAACAAGCCCCUGGAAGAAAGCCACAGGCUGCAGUCUCACCCUGUGGAUCAACAGGAUCAGCCGUUGCCCUCCGAAAAGCCACAGAAGCAUUGUCAGCUGUGCCAGGAAGACUGCGGCCUAACAAAGAAUGUAUGUAGGAACUGCAGAGGAACCUUCUGUAACAUCUGCUCAACAAAUGAACUGCCUCUUCCUUCAAGUAUCAAGCCUGAGAGAGUUUGCAAUCCCUGCCACGAGCAUCUGAUGAAACAAUAUUCCACCAGUCCAUCAUAAGAUGGAGGCUAAGAUCUGGACCAGAAUGUAUCCACCCACGUUAGAUGUCAGAAUCCCCUAGAGCAGACUUUAGAACCAACUUGAGUUGAUAGGAAUGCUUUAAAUAAACCAGGUCCAGGAAGAAAAGGCAGUGGUUAGCAGUGCUGGAAAUUUGCGUGUUUUCUCUAACGACUGUAUGAAUAAAAGUUACUCAUUUGAGCCUCUCUCUGCUAAAUCUAAACAACCUCACUUUGAAGCAUUGAUCUUAUAGCUUGUCUUUGGAAGGGCUAUUCAUUUUUAUGAAUAGUGAUAUUAAUACUGAGCUGCAUGUUAAAGGAGAGAGGGUCCUUAGUGAAGAAAAUAAAAAAGAAAAUGAUCAUCCCUUUAUUAUAUAUGGAGAUUCAAGAGGGAAAGAUCAUUGUUAACCGAAAUUGAAAUGAUGGAGGUUACAUGUUCUCUCAGGUGCUGCUAGACAUAAACAUUUAUUUCCUCUUUACCCCUACUACCUACCUCUUCUUUAAAAGAUCUCUACCAAACUGUGAACCCAAACUCAGGGAAAAGAAAUUAAAGAGUAAUAUAAAUUUUGAAUGUACUUAAAACAAUAUUAUAAUGUAUUCUAGUUUUAGGACCAGAAUUUUCUAGUUCUGGCCUACAUGUUUUAACUAUCAAAAUAAAGAGGAAGAAUGUUUGCCGUUUUUCCAUUUAGUGACUUCAAAAGUAAAUACCUGCCCUUUUCAGAAUCUGCUGCGCAACAAGCCAGCUCUUCCCCAGUCUCCCUCCUCUCUGGGUCAUGGAAAUUAUAAGGGGUUUUAAAGAUAGGGUUUGACUUUCGCAAACAGGAAGUACUAAAGCAAAGCCAUGUCAGGUGUAGAGUGAAGAAAUUUAAUUUGUCCAUGGCUGAGAAUAAUUAGCUGAGAAUAUUUGUUAAAUUCUUUUGUGAAUAAGGGAUUCCUUAUUCCAUGCCAAGAUUCAGAACUGGUAGACAGGUUUUUUGGAAAGUAUGAUACUCAAAACAGUUCUUAGCAACAAACCCUUUUGGGAAAAAAAAGAGAUGUGCAUUCAGCAGGGGAAGGCAGGAAAUGGUCUAUGCUCUUUGGAUUAUGUUGCAUAUACAUAGAUUGUUUGGUUCCAAUUAACCUAAGAAGAUAAGAUUCUGUUAACUGGUUUAGAGUUAUGGGGUGGAAACAUCCUGGAACUAUGAUAUUUGAUAAAUCUUGUUUCCUGAAAAGAGUGACAGCCCAGGAAAGUCUGACCUGUUACUUGGUGGAUAUAAUUUUUAAGAGUCCUAGGGAAAAAUAAAAUUAGUAAUUCCAA
Molecule: messenger RNA, 3731 nt
Organism: Capra hircus (goat)
Lineage: Eukaryota; Metazoa; Chordata; Mammalia; Artiodactyla; Bovidae
Gene: RUFY3
Product: RUN and FYVE domain containing 3
Exons: 18
Coding region: 573-2438 (621 amino acids)
Biological process (GO): regulation of axonogenesis
Cellular component (GO): cytoplasm
Molecular function (GO): metal ion binding
Source: RefSeq, a predicted model, not a curated record